Sycon ciliatum is the source of this 3070-nucleotide messenger RNA. RefSeq names its product adenylate kinase 7-like. NCBI's taxonomy places the organism in Eukaryota, Metazoa, Porifera, Calcarea, Leucosolenida, Sycettidae. The record is from RefSeq and is a predicted model, not a curated record. Bases 349 to 2454 code for a protein of 701 amino acids. The transcript is spliced from 23 exons.
UGAGUCAUGUAUGAUGUAGCUCCUGUUCGACUGCUUUCACAAACAGCAGACUAGACGGUCAGUGUGUAUCUAUUUGUCAGCCAGGCCCAUUUCUUUCAAACUGAUCAUUUCGCAACUGGCACAUAGACGAAUGUUGAAUAAGCUGUUUCAGAUUAUUUCAACGCGUUACCAUAAUUGUACCUGUAGAUUAAAUUGACACGCUACCGGCAGUCUAAGAGCAAAGCUGUCCGCCUUUGCGAGCACAAGAGUCGUUAUCCUUGCGUCGGAAAGUGAGCGAGUGUCGACAGUGUGAGAGCCUGCGCCUGGUGUUCAUUCGAGUCACACAGACACUGGACAAUCACCGCCAUCAUGGUAAAGGUGUUUGUAAACGACGUGGAUGACUACCCGGGAAAUGUUAUCGCAAAGGUGUUUGCAUCGAGCAAUGUUGGUGCUACAGCGCAGCCCGAGGACGAUGAGGACGAAGUGCAAGAGAACGCAGAGCAGUAUAUCGUAUCCGGCACGGUUUGGGAAGACAGGCCAGAUCUGCUCGACGACAGAGACACACUUGAUUUACCGGAAGAUGUGAACAUAAUCAAAAGAUCAGAGAAAGAUGACGAGUCUAUGGUUAGAAUGUGGAUGCAAAACGACAUUAUCAUUUUCAACAUUAUGGAUAGCCUAAGACAACAGGAAGACGCCGAGGAGGCUAUCAUUGCUCUGCACAAUCGGAUCAAAGAACUACCCAAGAAGAUCACAUUCAUUUGCCUCUCCAGCUGUCUCUCCUGGGCCAAGACAAAGCCGGCAGAUCCAGAAGAGCCAGAGGUUGGCUUGUCGGAGGAUGAGUACCGCCGCCGCAAGUCACAUCCCGGCUACAAAACGCAGGCCGUUCUUGAGAAGCUGGUACUGAAGCUUGGCAGGACGGACAGCGACAGGCUUUCAACGUACGUCAUUACAGCAGGGCUGAUCUAUGGCAAGGGCGAAGGGGUCUUCCACCAUUUCUUCAAGGAAGCCUGGAUGAGCGGAGCGGCCGUAAACAUGAUUGGUAAAGGCGAAGGUGUUCUGCCAACAAUUCACAUCACCGAUCUCUGCAGUGUCCUCCGCAAUGUAGUCGAAAGCAGCUUGAAGGUGCGCUUCAUAGUCGCUGUGGACGAUGGCGUCAGCACCCAUGAGGAAAUCAUCAAAGCAAUCAGUCAAACACUUGGUAAUGGCAAGGUUGUAGCAACUGACACUUCCAAGUUCAUUUUGACGGAACUAACUGGGCAACCCUGCCUGGAUCAGCUGCUAGUAAACCUAAGACUGGAAGGUGGCUGCAUCAAGGAGCUGAUGAACAUCGAAUGGGUUUCGGAUGCUGGAAUCGUUGAGAAUAUCAAGAAAGUCGUGGAGGAGUAUCGACGUGCAAGGAACUUGGUGCCGAUCCGAGCAUGCAUCUUGGGCCCGCCUGGCGUGGGCAAGAGCAAAGUUGCGGCGCGUCUCUGCAAGGAGUACAAGAUUGAGCACGUCAACACGAGCGGUGUCAUUGAAGAGAAUCUAGAACAGUUGAGGCAAAGCAUGGCCCGUACAACGCAAGAAGACGAGGAGGACGAUGCGGAGGAGGAGAAGGCUCAAGAAGAUCGUGCGUUGAUGGAGGCCGUCGAGGCGGGGAAGGCUGAGAAUGGAGGUCGUCUGACGGAUGAACACGUCAUUGACUUCUAUAAGAGAACUUUGACAUCGCCUCCAUGCAGAAACCAGGGAUUCAUCAUGGAGGGCUACUGCAAGACCAUGGAGCAAGCCAAGACACUCUAUGCUCCUGAUGAAGACGAUGACGGAGAGGAAGAGGACGCCGUGGAUUACAACAAAGCCAUAAUGCCAGAGGUGGUCAUCGUCUUGGAAGCCACAGACAACUUCCUGAAGACACGCAUCAUGAACCUGCCAGAGAGUGUGGUUGCAGCAUCAUCUCACUACUCCGAGGAGAGGUUCAUCCAGAAGCUUGAUGAAUAUCGCCGUCUCAAUACUGACGAUGUGACGGUUGCCAACUAUUUCGAUGAGCUAGAAAUCCACCCGAAUACCAUCGACGCUGAAUGUGCAACAACGCUUGAGGAGAUCGACAUGCUUGCCGACAUGAUCAAGAAGAAAAUUGGCGAGCCUCGCAAUUAUGGGCGGUCAGCCAUAGACAGGCAGGCUAUUGCUCGUGCCAAGCAGAUACAAGAGGAGGAGCGCCUGGCAACUGAACAGCAAGAGAGGAAACUGCAAGCCGAAGCGGAUGCAAAGGAGCUGAAGGCUGCACAGGCAAAGUGGGCGUCCCGCUAUGCCGAAGUGAAGUUGCAGGAGGAGGAGCUGCUUGCAGAGCGUGCUGCUCCCAUGCGAGACUUCUUGAUGAAGCACAUCAUGCCAACACUGACGGCCGGCAUGUCGGAGUGUAUGAAAGUCCGGCCGGAGGAUCCUAUCGACUUCCUGGCCGAGUAUCUCUUCAAGAACAACCCCGAGCCGGAGCGGCACUGAACACCACAGAAAACAGAUUCAAUUGCCGUAUUGAAUGAACACGGACAGGAGCUCUCCUGUCCCUUCAUGCAGCUGCUAUGACGAAGCGGUGCUUCAAACAAGUCAUUUCAUAUGGCAACUGUUAUUUUCUCUUCAAUGAAAUUUCACCGGACACGCGUCUACAAAGCACAUAGCUGGCUGUUUACCCGGCCCCUGUUCUUGUCCCAUGUGCAUAUCCUAGUAUUCUGUUUGUCCUUGACCAACAAAGGCAAGCAGUUGAGCUACACACAUCAUACUUUGGAAGUAGCGUAAAUGCCAUUAAUUUCAUGGUGGAAUACCAUUCAUUUGCUUCUAUUUGCCAUACCAUGAAAGAGUACUUCAGGAAUCAAAAUAACUAUAAUGGAUUGGAAAAAAAUGGUGUUGAGGUGAGCUGGAGGUAGUUUUCUUUUCUUUCAGUCUUGCCGAUUCAAGACAUUUUAUACCUAUUAUCAUUUUAUAAGUAUUUGUUCAUGGUUUUUGUUGGCCUGCACCAUCAGAGUCAGAGAGAGAGAGAGAGUUGUCGUUUACGAGUCCAUAACUCAUUUUUUUUACAGUAAAACUGAUGUUACAGAACGUAUCGAUAUAGAGUGCAACAGCA